AGAACAUCGGAGAGCCCGAGGGCACUUUCCCUCACAUAUUUGCAGAAGUAGUUGCAAACAUCCUUCAGUGGUUCACUACGGCUAUACUAUUCGCAAAUGUGGCUAUUGCAGCAAGCUCUGUGAGCGCCUGGAUAUCCUUGAGGACCACCGCAUUACUACAGGGCACUGCUUCUGUUCAGAAUGCGAACUUCCUUCGAAAGUCAAAGAGCUUGGGAGAGUCAUCGCGAGACAGAGCUCCAUGCUUCCGAGUAUCGGUGUUGUAACUGUAAUAUCUCUUUUAAAGACAUCCACGCUUUAAACGCACAUAUGGCGAGCCGUGCGCAUCGGAAGCCUCUCCAGCAAAAGCCCCAUAACAAUGUAAGAAAGGCGGGAAAAGCUACUGCGAUGAGUGCAGGUGAUUGGACAUGCAAGAAAUGCUGGCGAACUUUCCUGUCUAUCCAGUCUUUUCAACAACAUUGUAAGUCGAUAAAGCACAAGCCACUUAGCGCUUUAAGUUGCCCUGUAGGAGAGGGAUGCAGAGGAAAGUUUAGUGCACCGUCAGCUCUACUGCACCACCUAGAAAGUGGAAAGUGCUGUUCAGGCAUGGACCGUGAUGAUAUCUACGACAUGGUUCAACUAUACGACAAAGAUCAUGCGAUCCACACCCUCCCAACACUCACACCUACGAGCUCUACCUACUUGUCGGCACAUGACUUGUCUCCUUGUUCCAGAACGCCGACUACGUCUCUCGACAGCUCAGACGGCUGGCUAAUGGUCACUCCCAUGCACUCUCAGGGUAGUGUGUGGGAUAGCCUAGUAGAUUGGUCGCCGUUUGAAGACACCCUUCUCUCGCUUGGAAGAAGACGCGUGAUUGACGAAAUUAAGACUGAACUCCGUUGUCCGCUUUGUCCAAGAAAGUUCAAAGCCUUUCGUACAAUACAGGCUCGUCAACAGCAUGUAGUCUCUCCAGCACACUGCGAUAAGGUCUACCGCUGCCCACGUAAUCUCUUUCCGAUCAACUCCAGCAAGGCUAAAACAAAUCAAGGAAAAGGAAAGCAAUUCACAACUCUUAGUGGAUUAGCUCAGCAUUUAGAGAGUGGGGCAUGCCGUGGUGGCAAGCAGACAUUCUUAUAUUGUGUUGAGUUUAUCCAACAGCAUUUGGGGCAAUGGGGGCUUGGAGGGAUGCGCCUUUUGUUGUCGGACUCACAAGAUUGAAGAAGAUGGAGUUUUUUUAUUGCAGAUCUAUAGCCAUAGUCAGCAAUUACACGUGCAAUAUGCCC
Molecule: messenger RNA, 1259 nt
Organism: Bipolaris sorokiniana ND90Pr
Lineage: Eukaryota; Fungi; Ascomycota; Dothideomycetes; Pleosporales; Pleosporaceae
Exons: 1
Coding region: 181-1194 (337 amino acids)
Biological process (GO): regulation of transcription by RNA polymerase II
Cellular component (GO): nucleus
Molecular function (GO): sequence-specific DNA binding; DNA-binding transcription factor activity, RNA polymerase II-specific
Source: RefSeq, a predicted model, not a curated record